AUGGCCUCCAAAGAAAUCAUCUUGGCUCAUAUUGCCAAUUUCGCAAAGUCGAACGAUGACUUGAAAGACUUGUCCAAAGCUUUGGACAAAUACGUCAAGAAAAACAACGUUGAGUUGCCUACUGUGGUGGGCGACUUGGAAUCUUUGCUUGCUGAAAGCGAUUCUGAAGGCGAAGAGGCUGAAGUCAGCAAGAGCUCGGAAACAGAGUCUAUCAGUGAAGAGAAGUCUGAAAGCAGCUCGGAUUCCGACUCUAGCUCUUCGUCUUCUAGCUCCGACUCUGAGUCUUCGGACUCUUCGGACUCUUCGGACUCCGAUUCCUCCUCUGAUUCUGAUUCUGAUUCUGAUUCUGAAUCUGAAUCUGAAUCUGAAGAGAAGCCAUCCGAAAAGAAGGAAGAAGCUUCCAACUCCUCGUCUAGUUCCGACAGCUCUAGUUCCGACUCUUCUGAUUCCGAUUCUUCAGACUCUUCUGACUCUUCUGAUUCCGAUUCGUCUGACUCUUCUGAUUCUUCUGAUUCUGACUCUUCUGAUUCUGACUCUUCUGAUUCCGACUCUUCUGAUUCUUCUGAUUCCGAUUCUUCUGACUCUUCUGAUUCUGACUCCUCGGACUCUGACUCCUCAGACUCUGAUUCCGACUCUGAUUCCGAUUCCUCUUCCAGCUCUUCCAGCUCUUCAAGCUCUUCUGACUCUUCUGACUCUUCUGACUCUUCGUCUUCCGACUCCGAAUCUGAGUCCGAAUCUGAACAGACCAAGAGACCUCAAGAAGCGGAAUCUGAACAGCCAGCCAAGAAGCCAAAGGUUACCGGAAUCAGUGCUUCUCCAGAGCCAGAAUUGCAGCCAGGUCAAAGAAAGCACUUCUCCAGAAUCGACCGCUCCAAGAUUGCUUUUGAAGACCAAACUUUGAUGGACAACACUUACAAAGGAGCUGCUGGAACUUGGGGUGAGAUGGCCAACGACAAGUUGAUGCAAGUGAGAGGAAAGGACUUCACCAAGAACAAGAACAAGAUGAAGAGAGGUGCAUACAAGGGUGGAUCCAUCACCAUGGCCAGUGGUUCUUACAAAUUCACCGAUUAG
Molecule: messenger RNA, 1071 nt
Organism: Clavispora lusitaniae ATCC 42720
Lineage: Eukaryota; Fungi; Ascomycota; Pichiomycetes; Serinales; Metschnikowiaceae
Gene: SRP40
Product: Srp40p
Cellular component (GO): nucleoplasm; nucleolus
Source: RefSeq, a predicted model, not a curated record